UUGAUUCAGUUUCAGGCGGUUCACAGUCGGCCGAGUCCAGCGCAAUUGGCAAAACGCUGUUUUUAAUUUCGUUUUUAGCCGCCCCCUGAAUUAUUUAGCAAACUUUCGUGUGGACACAAGCUUAAUUUCGCGUGUGAAAAGUUCUCCUUCGUCCACUGUUUUUUUCCCACGGUCUAUGGACAUCUGUUGAGUUUUCAAGUGCACCUGUUCUUUUAAUUUCGAUAGCUUAUUAAAUUGAGAAAAUCAAAAUACAAAAUGGGUAAUUCCAGCUCCAUUUGCACCGAUCGCAAUGCCAUAAGGAAUUAUGAUGAAAAUGGCACGCCGGUAUAUCCCACUGCCAACAAUUCCCAGAGUCCUUCGAAUGGACAAAUAACUCCAUACCACCACCACCACCAUGCACACAGCCAGGAGAAGGAUGGCGGCGGUUACUACAAGACCACAAUUCCCGUUGGCAGCUCUCAGAGCGGCAGCGGCGACACAGCCGGAGAGAGCAACAGUUGCGCUCAGUGCCAAACAGCUGAUGUGUCGCGCUCCUCUCCCACGAACAACAAUCACGCACACACCCAAAGCUGCUGUUGUACUAGUAGUCGUGUGUGCUCCAAUCAUACGACUACAACCACAACGACACUCGAAUACGAACUUUCCAAUUUCGCAAAACUAACGACACGAAUCACAACGAAAAGCGCCGCCGAAGGGGCAGCAUCGACGGAACAGUGUGACAUUGAAAAAGCUCAUACAGGCAGCACUCCCGACUUGCCACAGGCCGCAGGACUACCGUUAUCCUCGCGACAUCACUGGAAUCAGCUGCAGCGCAGUUUGCACGCUCUACACUAUCAACAGCAACAGGAACAACAACGUGCUUACAGCUCCUCUUCCUGCUCCAAAAACAAUAAUAAUAAUAACGUAGCCGACAUGAGUAUAAACAAGCAGGUGAGCUUGGAGAAAUACGCUCCGCGGGAUCGCCAUGGAGUCUGGGGCACUGGCGACAACGAAGUCUUGGGCAGCAUCUCCGGAUUCGAUCGUCUCUACGACAAGCGCUACUCAAAGGGCCUGGCCUUUACGCAUGAGGAACGUCAACAGCUGGGCAUCCAUGGCCUGCUGCCCUAUGUGGUGCGCAGUGAGAAGGACCAAGUGGACCACUGUCGCACUCUGCUGGAUCGCCUGGAGCAGAGCCUGGACAAGUACAUGUACCUGAUCGGUCUGUCCGAACGCAACGAGCGGCUGUUCUACAAGGUUUUGGCCUCCGACAUCGCCCACAUGAUGCCUCUGGUGUACACGCCCACCGUGGGAUUGGCCUGCCAGCGCUACAGCCUGAUCCACAUGAACCAAAAGGGCAUGUACAUCUCCAUCAAGGACAAGGGACACGUCUACGAUGUUCUGAAGAACUGGCCGGAAACGGACGUCCGUGCGAUCGUGGUGACAGACGGCGAACGGAUUCUGGGACUGGGAGAUCUGGGUGCCAAUGGCAUGGGCAUUCCCGUUGGCAAACUGUCGCUGUACACAGCUCUGGCCGGCAUUAAGCCGUCGCAGUGCCUGCCCAUCACCCUGGAUGUCGGCACAAAUACCGAAUCCAUUCUGGCGGAUCCCCUGUACAUCGGUUUGCGCGAGAAGCGUACCACUGGUGAAGCCUAUGACGAAUUCGUCGACGAAUUUAUGCACGCCUGCGUACGUCGCUUUGGCCAGAACUGUCUGAUCCAGUUCGAGGACUUUGCCAAUGCCAACGCCUUCCGUCUGCUGGCCAAGUACCGGGACUCGUUCUGCACCUUUAACGACGACAUCCAGGGAACCGCUUCGGUGGCCGUGGCUGGUCUGUUGGCCUCCCUGAAGAUCAAGAAGACCCAGCUGAAGGACAAUGUCCUGCUGUUCUUGGGCGCCGGAGAGGCUGCUCUGGGUAUUGCCAACCUCUGUGUGAUGGCCAUGAGGGCCGAGGGUCUGACUGACGAGGAAGCCAAGUCCCGCAUCUGGUUGGUGGACAGCCGUGGUGUGAUCAUUCGCGAUCGCCCAAGGGGUGGACUCACCGAGCACAAAUUACACUUCGCCCAGGUCCACGACCCCAUCGAUACUCUGUCGGAGGCAGUGCGCAAGUUGCGUCCGAAUGUUCUGAUCGGAGCUGCUGCCCAGGGUGGUGCCUUCACCCAGGAGAUCCUCGAGCUGAUGGCCGAGAUCAACGAGACCCCGAUUAUCUUUGCCCUGUCCAACCCAACCGUUAAGGCGGAGUGCACUGCCGAGGAGGCGUACACCCACACCAAGGGUCGCUGCAUCUUCGCCAGCGGCUCGCCCUUCGACCCCGUGACGUACAACGGACAGAAGUUCUAUCCGGGUCAGGGAAAUAACUCAUAUAUUUUCCCUGGAGUGGCAUUGGGAGUCCUUUGCGCCGGCAUGCUAACCAUUCCCGAGCAGGUCUUCUUGGUGGCUGCAGAACGCUUGGCGGAGCUGGUCUCCAAGGAGGACUUGAAUAAGGGUAGCCUGUAUCCACCUCUUAACUCCAUUGUCAAUUGCUCGGUGGCCAUCGCCGAUGCGAUUGUGGAAUACGCCUAUAAGAACGGAUUGGCCAGCAUCCGUCCGGAGCCGGCCAACAAGGUCGCCUUCAUCAAGGCCCAGAUGUACGAUUUGGACUAUCCGCGCUCCGUGCCCGCCACCUAUAAGAUGUAGGAUGGAGAUCCAUUCCGUCUGCCCUCCAACAACAAAAUGGAGUGGCCACCUCUGAUAUUCGGCACUGGCAGCGAGCAGUAACCAUGUUAUUUAUUUUAUAAUGUCGCACAUCUGUCGUCUAGCGUAUAGCCAAGUUAGCAGCGCGCCUUACCUACCCCACUUAUCCACUAUCCACCCAACCAACUAGCCCCUGUUCGCAGCCCAAGAGAUCAUUAUGGAGAGGGAUGUGAUGAAGGAAGAGAAUGCAGCGAACCCUUUUUUAUGAUGUUGACUCUAUGUAAAUGGGAUAUUGAUCUAAUAGAUAUGUAAACAAAUUCUAUGUAAUCUUGAACAACACAAACUACUCUAAGUAUCUAAAAAUAAAAAUAAAAAAGAAUUAUAA
Messenger RNA from Drosophila kikkawai, 3034 nucleotides. RefSeq names its product Malic enzyme (gene Men). Gene Ontology annotation, molecular function: malate dehydrogenase (decarboxylating) (NADP+) activity; NAD binding. Gene Ontology annotation, biological process: pyruvate metabolic process; malate metabolic process. The record is from RefSeq and is a predicted model, not a curated record. Gene Ontology annotation, cellular component: mitochondrion. NCBI's taxonomy places the organism in Eukaryota, Metazoa, Arthropoda, Insecta, Diptera, Drosophilidae.